Molecule: messenger RNA, 4734 nt
Organism: Cyclopterus lumpus (lumpfish)
Lineage: Eukaryota; Metazoa; Chordata; Actinopteri; Perciformes; Cyclopteridae
Gene: gpr68
Product: ovarian cancer G-protein coupled receptor 1
Exons: 7
Coding region: 911-2155 (414 amino acids)
Biological process (GO): cellular response to pH; G protein-coupled receptor signaling pathway
Cellular component (GO): membrane
Molecular function (GO): G protein-coupled receptor activity
Source: RefSeq, a predicted model, not a curated record
UCAAAAGUCUCUCCAGCUGUUAAAGCCGACUGACAGCUGAUCACAGCUGUGACCAGCUGAUCCAGCUGUGAACAGAAACAAACGUGUGGCUUCACGAGACGCUUCAGAGGAAAGGAUGUCUCAUUUAUCUUCAAACAUCUUUUCUUGUUUCCUCUGUCCUCGCAUGGUUUUGUGAGUGAACAAGUGAGGGAAACGCGGUGAAAAUGAGAGACUUGGGAUGUACCCCUAGUCUGCAGAGACAGGAAAGGUCACACACGGUUUUACUGCACAUGUAUAAUUCAAACUUAUCCCAUUUACCUUGCAGAGUAAGGGUUAAAAGCAUGGGUUAGCUUGAUACUUGUGGAAUACACAGCAUAUCCAGCUGUGCCUUAAUCUGCCUGUAGUUUAUUUAGGAAGACCAGAGAGAGGCCUCCAGAAGGACAGACCGAGUGAGAGGAAGAGAGACGAGGCUUGUGGUUGAAGUGUGUUGUGUUCAAGUGGCUCUAAAUGGUUUCAUACUAUGUUAUUAUGGAGUUAUUCCAAAGAGGCCGGUAUGCCAAAGCAAAGAAACACGUUGGUUAAACACGUUGACUGUUUCACUGCAGCUGGAGAGAGGAAGCAAAUCUGCAUUUAGAUGCUAUUCAUGUGCUCAUUUUUCACUGACUGUUCUUUUCCAACGGCGGCAAAGGAACCCAGAACAGCUAAACUCAAACAAGACACUGCUUCUGCCUCACAUUUAAAUGUCAACGUUGGGAAUACAAUUGGCCAAAUGAAACUGGACUACCCAAUCAGAGAAGACACGUUUAGGCCAUCGCUGAGUGCUCCAACCAACAUGAAGAUUUGUGUGUUUGUGUAUGUGUUGUUACAUUAUAGUUUAUACAUGCAUGCUUGCAUUUUAAAGGUGAAGUAGUGUGAGUGUGUGCCGUGUGUGAUGGUGUACACUUUGCCCGAGGACAUGAUGAACUGCACCAUCAAGCAUGAAAUCCACCAGUACCUCUUCUCCUGUGUGUAUAUACUUGUACUAUUGGUGGGCGUUCCCUCCAACCUGUACUCUUUGUACCACGCUGCUCUGCAGCUGAAGCAGAAGAAUGAGCUGGGAGUGUAUCUAAUGAACCUCACCGUGUCUGAUCUGUUAUACCUGGCAUCGUUACCGCUGUGGCUACAGUACUUCUUUCAGGACGAUGACUGGAGUCACAGGGAGUGGUUGUGUCAGCUCUGCGGCUUCCUGCUCUAUGAGAACAUCUACAUCAGCAUCGGUUUCCUGUGCUGUAUCAGCCUGGAUCGCUACCUGGCUGUGGUCCACCCUUUAAGGUUCACCUCUCUCCGCUCUAUGAGUGCAGCGUGGCUUGUUAGCAUCAUCAUCUGGCUGAAAGAGAUCGCCGUCGGUGUGGUUUUCUUUCGUCACAAAGAACUGAGCAGAGACCGCAAGAACCAAUCGGUGUGCUUCGAGCACUACCCCAUGCAGCCGUGGGAGUAUCCCAUCAACUAUUACCGCUUCACUAUUGGCUUCAUGUUCCCGCUGGCUAUUCUAUCGAUCAGCUACCUGUGUGUUCUUCGUGCCGUGGGUCGGAGUGCUGGGACUCAGCCGGAUCAGAAGACGAGGAUCAGGCAGUUGGUCAGCAGCACCGUCCUCAUCUUCCUCGUCUGCUUCUCCCCCUACCACGUCUUCCUGUUAAUACGCACCCUGCUGGAGCGAGACUGCAACUUUAUCUCAGAAAUAUUUAACUACUACCAUCUGUCAUUGUUGCUGACCAGCCUGAACUGCGUGGCCGACCCUGCUCUCUACUGCUUCGUAAGCGAAAGUGCCCGCCGCAGCCUCUACAGAGUCAUAGUCAGGCCAAUCGCUAGGAUACUGUGCUGCUGCUGUCGCCGAGGCAACACCAACCCCGCCAACCCAGCCACUGAUUCCCACGAGGUCGCCACCGACGAGAACAACGGCUAUCCGACUGUGAUGCUGCUCACGCACACGAGCACACUCAACAACAUCAAAACAGACACUUCUUGCAAAAAAACUAUUUUAAUCACACAGACUGGUGAAAAAACUAUCACACCCUUCAUUGUACAGAAGUAUGGACACUCUGACAGACGUGUGGACAGGGAUGGAAAGCUCAGCUGUGUGAUAGCCAUGAAAGAGCAGAGCCAAGAUACAGAGAGGACUGAGGAGACUGACAGCUAAAAGAAUCCAGUAAGCAGGCAGGGACCAAACCAGUAGAGGCCUCAGAGCAGUGGGAUUAGGAUUAAGGCUGCCCGUGAAGGAUCAAUCUAGCAGUGGCCCUAAACAGAGCCUACUGCCCACUCAGCUGUGUUUACAUCAUCACCAUCAUCAUCACCAUCAUAUAAUGACAUUGGACAGAAAACAUUAUCUGGAGUGGUUUUACUGAGUUCUGAUACGUCUACGAUGACGACUACGUUGCCUUUGUAAAUGCCCAGUUUACAUUUCUCUGGUUUGUAGACGUGGGAGCAAAAUGGAGGUGCAGUUUGAGAUUGACAGAAUGUCCUAAUGCAUCAGGAGGUGACAGUUAUUAGCCUUUAAUGAAUUGGCCAUUUAGGUUUUUUUUUUGCUUCACAAACAAUAGCACAAUGCUACUACUUUCUAAUACGAUACCCUUUAUGAAGGGGUAUUUGUAAAUAAUAGUUUUAUUAAUGGUUAUGAAUCCAUAACUAAAGCUUUUUAGAUCACUUAUAAGCAACCAUUAAGAACAAUGUUGCAGGUGGGCACCAUGAAAAUAAGUCGGUCUACCUCCAAGACAAGAAUAGAUAACUAUUACCAUAACUGUUAAAUUAUGCUGUUUUGGGUCUUUCAUAGCCAGACCUAUCUCCACUAGACAGGUCCACACAAAUUGUCAUUCUGGGAUAUGGGGGAAAAACACUCUGGCUUGUUUGUCUCUCUUAAGCCAAUCACAAUCGUCCUGGGCGGUGUAAGCUCAGGAUUCAGAGAGGAUGCCCUUGCAAAAUGGAUUGGGGGAUGAGGAAGCCCGGAGAGAUACGCGGCGGGUUAUUCCCACAGUCAACAUCCCGUGAGUCGCUCUUAACUGCGUUACAGGCACCAGUUAUUUUAACUUAUGGCUAACUAAAAGCAGCUAGCUUCAUAGGCCCCACCCCCUGCUCUGAGCAGCUCCACUGUGACAGAGGAGGAUCAUGGAUGAGGAAAAACAAAAAACAGAAAACCAUUAAUAAAACUAUCAGUUAAUCUCCAUAAUGUGGAUUAUUAUCUCUUCCAAGAAGCAAUCUAUAAUGUGACAUUUACAUUUUGGACACAUUCCUCUUGCCGUUGUACUAGUAGAAGUUGAAAUGAUUAUCUAAUCUUAUAUUUAUGAGGAUGUAACCGCAGGCAGAAACCCUUUAAUAUUGAUAAGAAAUCAGUUAAUUUGUAACCCGUACACAAUUCUUUCUCCCAUAUAAUACGGAAAAAUAGCUGUUUACAAUAAAUCGACGGUGUGAGAUAAAGUAACAGCACAGAGCAUUGAGAACAAGCAUGAUAACAAGUUCAGUUGGAGUGGUGCUGCAUUGAGACCACGUCCUGUGCCCGGUGGCUAAUUGUUUUGAUCAGUCACAGGUGUAAGGAAUAUUUACGGUGCAGCUAUACAAUGUCUGUCAUAAUAAAAGUAAUGGAGUUCCUCAUGUUUGCUGUGUUGUUCGAUGAGGAAAAAAAGUCUUAGCUUCUUAUGGAACUGAAGAGAUUUAAGUUAUUCAUUAAUAUAACAGAAAUCUACCAUCUACCAACCUUCUACAGUAUUGUGUUUAGCAUAAUGUAACACGCAUGGACUUCAGCAUCGUGGCAUUGAAUUGGAGAUCAUUCACUUUAAAGCAACACUGUGUAACUUUUGGAACUGCGUAACGGCCAAUAUGGCCAAUAAUUGACAAAUCAUGGAUGAUGGUGACUGCUGAAACCCAGCGUAACAGCAGCUGACUGAGCCACUAACGUUUGCCACACAGCGAGGGCUACCUAAACUUUACUCUCGUUACGGGCUAGUAGCAUUAGCCCCCAUAUGCUAGUGGUCCUACCAGACCAAACAUGGCUGGUAUGGCCUUCAUGCUUUUAAUUGUGCAAGAGUGCUUAUGAGUUUAACUUGUUAUUUGUAACAGGAUACCUUUUAUGUAUUUGUUCAAAGGUUGUACAGUCUUGCUUUAAACAGUAAUCUCUUCAUCAUUUGACCGGACUGUCCUCCUUUUUGCUUGUUUCACAACUUUAACUUCAACUUUAACAUUAAACCUUGAAAUGUUACAUUUGUUUAGUUUUUUCAAAAGUGCUGCUAUUUAUUGUUGAAUAUCUUUGAAAAGAUACCAGUCAUUUCAAGAGAUGAUACUAUUUGCAAGCAAAUGUCUUUGGGUGACGUUGGUGUCAGUGAAUGCAGCAUGUGACAGGCUUUAAAGCGCUCGGUCUGUGUUCUUUAACGUUGGCAUGCAGCUGUGUUUAGAGAGAAUCCGUAUCAAAGGAAACAACCUCUAAUGCAUGCAAAUAGCUACACAUGUCGUGGUUGUAAAAGUGUACUUAUAUCAAAAUAUAGCAUUACUUUAAAUGGUAUACAAAUUUGAAAUGAUUGUCAAAAUUCCAGAAAUAUGAAUUAACUUUAUGGUGCAAGAUUUCAUUCUUACAGAGAUGUAACAAUAUAGUGAAACUCAUUUGUUAUGGAACUAUAACAUGAUGGUCAAAAAUCUAACAUGAUGGUCAAAAAGGACAGCGUCUCUUUUUUCUUUUUAAAUGGUGUGUGUACACAUGCAGCAGCAGUGCAAUGUGUGUGUGUGUGUGUGUGU